Messenger RNA from Oikopleura dioica, 4128 nucleotides. The record is from the annotation of a GenBank genome assembly. Lineage: Eukaryota; Metazoa; Chordata; Appendicularia; Copelata; Oikopleuridae.
AUGAAACGAAAAGAGAGUGACGAAUCCCCUUCGUCGGAUGAUAAUUCGGGAGAGCGUCUCAUUGACCAGGGUGAAUCUUCAGAAAUAGAUAUCCCCCCGCUGGAACGAGCUGCUGAGUUUUCGCAGCCUUCACCCCACUUCAAAUCGCCGGAGAAGACUUCUAACAAAUCAUCCAACUCAAAGGUGGCCCCAAAUCUUGAUCCCGAGCCAACGCCGAUUCCCCAACGAAAGACAAGUUCUCCAAAGGAAUCAACUGAGAUUCCCCCCUCGAAUACCGAAACUCAACCUUCUCAACUGAGCCGAUAUGAGAUGAUGGAGCGAGCUGCUGAGUUUUCUCAAAGAACUAGUCAAGAAGAACUACUCAAUGAUGACGUGCCUUCGGAUCCAGAGAUCUCCCUCUCCGUCAGCGGAGAACUUUUCGAUGAUGAGCUGCAGCCAAUGGACACUGCGCAGAUUUCCCAGCAAGACGAAGAAGAAGCCAACUCUUCUCAAGGCUCCUCCGUCUACAAAACGCCUGAAAAGAGUCGACCGAAAUCGCCCAGUAAUACUGAUCAAUCAGCACCCGCUUCACCUCCACAGCCCCCGAGAAAGCUUCGUCGACGCCUCUUCAAUGAAAAUCAGGAAGAAUCGAUGGAUACCCCGGAAAUAUUCAUGGCGUCCUCGGGAGAUACGACAGGGAGAUCGAAAAAGGUCGAAAUGAAAGAUUUCUGGUCACAGACUUCUGGAGAGACGCUACGAGAGACUGAAGGGAGAAAAAGGAGAACUCACGAUGCGCUGAACUUAUGCGCCGAAGAGUCUCAAGAAGAAAGAAAGAAGAAGUCACAAGAAGGGAUAAACCAGACCCAGCGAGUGGGCGAUCUUUUAAACCACACAGCGCUUGCUCUCGACUCACAACAGUCAACCCAAGCAACUCAAAAUCGACAAGAGUCAACAUCAGCAAUUCAACUUCAACCUCAAGAAGAGUCACAAGGGACUAAUGAAAAAUAUUUUACGCCUCCCACUUCUCCAACCUUGGAGCAAGCCUCAGCCACGCAGAAGACUUUCGACGAGGAUUUAGAUGACGAUUACUUUGCGAAGCUCAAAUCGCCGACGAGGAAUGCUGAAAUAGAUCAGGCUAAACAGCAAAAAAGAGUUAACAGAAAAAUGCCGAGAUCGAGAGCAAAACCAACGCGUGAUGAGGUCAAAGAAUCGGUGGCUAAAGCCUGUCGAAAAUUACAAGCUGGCGGUAUUAGUGGACGUCUGGAAUUGGCGAGGGCUUUUAUUUCAAGAAGAAACCGAGCACGAGAUUCGAGCGAUCCCUUGAAUCGAGAACUCGAAAAUGCGACUUCUUGGGAGCCAAAAGUACCGAAUGUGGAUUUUUCGAAGCCCGUUCCAGGAUCAUCAAGCCGUUUCAAAAAGCUUCUUCCAGUAGCGGAAAAGCCUGCAAAAGAAAAUCCGGGACCUUCGAAAUCUAAAGCUUCAAAAUCGCAAAGUCAUGAACGCUCGCAGCCACGAGAAGAGCAGGAGUCAGCUAAUAACUGGUCGCAGCAAGCUUUGUUCGAUGAAUCUGCGGAGGAUCGUCAAGCACUAUCGCCUGAACAUGAUCAAUUCCCACCCGCGCCAAUUGACAGAGAGGACGUUCGCGAAUUUAUGUUUCCCACCUCAAACAAGAGAAAGCUUCAGACUCCUGAAAAGGACGCGCAGGGCGAAGCAAGCACGAAAGAUCACGCAGCGAAAAGGAGCAAGCACGAGAAGGAAAAUAUAACGCCUAAGAAAAGCGCGUCAAAGCCGACGAUUCUUAAGCCAGCUGUGGAUAACACCAUUCCUCGUCGUCCAGGAAGAGAUGCCCUGAGCGAGAUUUCGGACUUGUCUUCUGCAUUUGAUAAUGACAGUCCAAUAAGAGGCGUCGGAAAGAUGAAGCAAAGUGAAAAGAAAGCAAUGAAAGAAAAGAGUGCGAAAUUGAGGCAUGACGAACCAACGUGCAGCAAGAAUCUAACACCUCCAGCGAUGCCACCAGAUGCUGAUCUUUCUAGCUUCUUGAACUCGAGCGAGGAUGAGGAAGUUCGUCGACCGCAAAGUCGUCCUCGGAGAAGAAAUAGAUCGCCAACAGCUAGCAUGAGCUUCUUGAACUCGAGCGAGGAUGAGGAAGUUCGUCGACCGCAAAGUCCUCCUCGGAGAAGAAAUAGAUCGCCAACAGCUAGCAUGUCGAAGCUCACCAAAUUACGAUCACCAGAGAAGUCACCAUCGCCAUCUAAAUCAAAAAAGAAGCCGAUUUCGAUGAAGAAAAAACAUCCAAAAAUUAUUCCUUCUGCAGCUCGAAAGCCUCCGAGAAGCAUCACUUCGUCCGUGGAGACAAGGGAUACGCGAGAAGAAUAUGACGAGAAAACAAUCUUCAUCAAAGAUGUGAAGAACAUUAAGGGUAGAAUUGGAUUCAGGCUCAGCGAAAAUAGCGAAGCAGGAAUCCACAUCAGCGAGGUUGUCCCGGGGUCGUUAGCAGAUAAAGCUGGUCUUCGUGCUGGAGAUAUUCUCAUUUGCUUCAACGUCAUUGCCGAAUUGGAAACAGAAGACUUCAAAUUCACUGUUAUUCGCGAUGUAUCAGACCAGUAUUCGGAGGAAGAAGACGUUGACACAUCAGGAGUUUCAGACAUAUCAGAUGCAGAGUCUGAUGACCGAGUACAAAACAUUGAUUCAGAUGGCAACGAGAGCAGAGUAGAGACUCCUGUUGAUACGAAUCCAGAGUAUGGCACAUUCGACAACACUGCUAACGUGACCAAUCUUCCUUCCGAGAGAAACGCUGCUGAUACGACAAAUCCUGACUACGAGACAUUUGACCGAUCUUCAAAUGUCACCGCUGGUACCUCCGAACAGCCUGAGCCUGCGUUCUCUGGCUCUUCUUCAGAUGUUCCGAGGCCAGAAUCUAUUGCUUCCAAUCAACGAGAGGAGUCUGACGAGUCAGCCAGUGAAGUGUCAGUCCAACCAGCUUCCAGCUUCAAGCCUUACAAGUGCCCAGAGGCGAACUGCGAGAUGGCCUUUGUAACAUCUGGUGGAUUGACGAAACACAGGCGGUCCAAACACACCGACGAAAAACCGUUCAAAUGCACUUUGUGCGAAUACGCUUCCGCCGAUAAAUCAAAUUUUUGUCGCCAUAUGAGAACUCACACGGGCGAGCAGCCGUUCAGCUGCGACAUCUGCGGCAAAGCGUUUGGAUCCAGCUCCAAUCUCAAGCGGCACGAGUUCUCGCACACGGGCGAAAAGCCCUACGAGUGUCCGCACUGCAAGGCGCGAUUUACGCAGAACAGCAAGCUCAAAAGGCACGUCAUGCAGCAGCACACGAAGACCGCGCCAAAGUUCGAAUGCGAAAUUUGCCACACGAUGUUUGGCCGAAAGUCCAACUUGGAUGUUCACAUGCGCAACCAACAUUCUUAUCAAGAGAUUCCCAUGCAAUGUCGCUACUGCGAAGAGAACAUUGAGCUUGUCACUCGGGAAGAUCAAGUCCAGCAUUACAAGUCAGCUGAGCACAGAAAUCUGCUAAAAUCGAAGCUCAAAGCAAAAACGGGAAGCGGAGAAAAUGAGAGCGAUGGUGACUCGGAUAGCUCUGAGGAGGAGUCGGAUUGGUCUGGAGACGAGGAAAUUGCAACUUCUGCGAAUCUGGAUGCUCCUGAAAUGCGAUUUAGAGGGCGUGCUCAGCAGCCCGGCGAGAAGAGGAGGAGAAAAAUCGUCAAAAGUCGGAAAAAACGGACUGUAAGCAAAGUUGAAUCAAAGCCAUCCAAACCUGCCGAGCCGGCGCCAGAAUCUGACGGAGAAGAUGUCGGUCCUGCUCUACCUCCCGGCUUCGUCAUUCCUAACAUGCAAGAACUCGCGAAAAAGUCGAAGAAAAAUGCGAAGAAAGAAGAAGAGGAAGUCUCUGACAGUGACUCAGAGUCAGAUGAUGAGCAAGACAAUGGGCGAAGAAUAACGCUUCCGAUAACGAGCCGCAUUGCGCUCAACCACGGAACUUUUCUUCUCGUUUUUGCGCGAUUGGCUUCGGUUGAGACGACGGGAUUGGUGAACUUCUUGGACUCGGAAAAUGCUUUUCAGCCAUUGAUGCAACUGUGGCUUGAAAAACAAUGCGAAAUUUUUGGCGCUUAUGAACGAAAAGAAUGUCGUUAA